Messenger RNA from Castor canadensis (American beaver), 4478 nucleotides. RefSeq names its product MAU2 sister chromatid cohesion factor (gene Mau2). The record is from RefSeq and is a predicted model, not a curated record. Gene Ontology annotation, molecular function: protein binding. Gene Ontology annotation, biological process: mitotic sister chromatid cohesion. NCBI's taxonomy places the organism in Eukaryota, Metazoa, Chordata, Mammalia, Rodentia, Castoridae.
UUGUUGUGGAGGCCAAAAUGGCGGCUCAGGCGGCGGCAGCGGCCCAAGCGGCUGCGGCCCAGGCGGCGCAGGCUGAGGCGGCCGAGUCGUGGUAUUUGGCACUUCUGGGUUUCGCCGAGCACUUCCGCACUUCCAGUCCUCCCAAGAUCCGCCUGUGUGUGCACUGCCUGCAGGCCGUGUUUCCCUUCAAGCCGCCACAGCGCAUAGAGGCCCGCACGCACCUGCAGCUGGGCUCAGUGCUCUAUCACCACACCAAGAACAGCGAGCAGGCGCGCAGCCACCUGGAGAAGGCGUGGUUGAUAUCACAGCAAAUCCCGCAGUUUGAAGAUGUCAAAUUUGAAGCAGCAAGUCUGUUGUCCGAGUUGUACUGUCAAGAGAAUUCCGUGGAUGCAGCAAAGCCACUACUGCGGAAAGCCAUCCAGAUCUCACAGCAAACGCCGUACUGGCACUGCCGCCUGCUCUUCCAGCUUGCUCAAUUGCACACGCUUGAGAAAGACUUGGUGUCAGCCUGUGACCUCCUGGGUGUGGGGGCCGAGUAUGCCCGCGUGGUGGGAUCGGAGUACACACGGGCGCUGUUCCUGCUCAGCAAAGGGAUGCUGCUAUUGAUGGAGCGCAAGCUGCAAGAGGUGCACCCGCUGCUGACGCUGUGUGGGCAGAUCGUGGAGAACUGGCAGGGGAACCCCAUCCAGAAGGAGUCGCUGCGUGUCUUCUUCCUGGUACUGCAGGUCACCCACUAUCUGGAUGCUGGCCAGGUGAAGAGUGUGAAGCCGUGCCUGAAGCAGUUGCAGCAGUGCAUCCAGACCAUCUCCACGCUGCACGAUGACGAGAUCCUGCCCAGCAACCCCGCGGACCUCUUCCACUGGCUGCCCAAGGAACACAUGUGUGUGCUCGUCUACCUGGUGACCGUGAUGCACUCCAUGCAGGCCGGCUACCUGGAGAAGGCUCAGAAGUACACAGACAAGGCCCUCAUGCAGCUGGAAAAACUCAAGAUGCUCGACUGCAGCCCCAUCCUGUCCUCGUUCCAAGUGAUCCUGCUGGAGCACAUCAUCAUGUGCCGUCUCGUCACGGGCCACAAGGCCACCGCACUGCAGGAGAUCUCCCAGGUCUGCCAGCUGUGCCAGCAGUCCCCCCGGCUCUUCUCCAACCACGCAGCUCAGCUGCACACGCUGCUGGGCCUGUACUGCGUCUCUGUCAACUGCAUGGACAACGCGGAAGCCCAGUUUACCACAGCACUGCGGCUCACCAACCACCAGGAGCUGUGGGCCUUCAUCGUCACCAACCUUGCCAGUGUGUAUAUACGAGAAGGAAAUAGACACCAAGAGGUAUUGUACAGUUUGCUGGAGAGGAUAAACCCGGACCACAGCUUCCCUGUCAGCUCACACUGCCUGCGAGCAGCGGCUUUCUACGUGCGUGGGCUCUUCUCCUUCUUCCAGGGACGCUACAAUGAGGCCAAGAGGUUCCUGCGGGAGACUCUGAAGAUGUCUAACGCGGAAGACCUGAACCGGCUGACGGCCUGCUCCCUCGUGCUCCUGGGCCACAUCUUCUACGUGCUGGGGAACCACAGGGAGAGUAACAACAUGGUGGUGCCUGCCAUGCAGCUGGCCAGCAAGAUCCCGGACAUGUCGGUGCAGCUGUGGUCGUCCGCCCUGCUGAGAGACCUAAACAAGGCCUGCGGGAAUGCCAUGGACGCCCAUGAGGCCGCGCAGAUGCACCAGAACUUCUCACAGCAGCUGCUCCAGGACCACAUCGAGGCCUGCAGCCUCCCCGAGCACAACCUCAUCACGUGGACAGAUGGCCCGCCUCCUGUGCAGUUCCAGGCUCAGAACGGACCCAACACCAGCCUGGCCAGCCUCCUGUGAGGACUUGGAGGGGGCCGUGCGUCCCCACCUUCCCUGGACACCACCUGAGCUCUCCUGGAGGCAGGCCCUGUGGAUGGCCCCAGCUUCUCUCAGUCUUGGGGAGUGGGCGGGGCGGGGCCCACCUGGUUCUGGGACCCCUGGUGUGGAAGCCACAGGUGGGAUGUGGGCGCCAGCUCCAGUGCCAUCCUCUGAAGUGGACUUGGUGGCCUCCUGCUCCCACGUCGGUGUCUUCACCCACUAGGAGUGGGUACAGGUCUUAGCUGCCUCUGGCCUGUGCCAGCUGGCUGGUACCUUGGGGCAGCGCCAUCUGAUCGCAUUGCCCCAGCCUCGAUGCCCAGGGCCAGUGUUGGCCGUGCUCAAGGCCACCAGUGUCCAGAGCCAGAGCGAGACCCCAUUUUCUGAACCAAACUGAGAAGGAGCCAUGACCCUCACAGGACGUGACCCAAGGCCCAACAUCUCUCACCACCUGCCUUCCUCUCCAGUGCCUGCCCCUGUGACCUCGGGGCCUCAGCUCAGGUUCUCGGGGACUCUGCUUCCAAACCACUGCACCUUGACUGGAGCCACCAUCUGUGUUCUGUGCUGUGCUGUGCCAUGAGCGUGGCUGUGGCUGUGCACGUGUGGUGGAGAUUGUCAGCUGCAGCCAGCACUGAGGCCAUGUUUCCGCUGCAUUGCUGCAUAGGACAGGAAGCAGGCAAGGGGCUCCUUCCCAAAGCUGAGGCCUCUUCACCCAGCUUUGGGGCAAAGCAGACGGCCCUCGGACCUGAGCCAGACCUUCUUCCCGUGGACUGCACUCCUCUACUGAGGACACUGGGGGGGACCUCAGAAGGAAGUCCAGACCUUCACGAGCAGGACCCCAGGGAGGUGCUGCCAGGCCCAAGCGGGCACUGACUUCCUGCUCUUGGAUAGUCAGGGAGGUGCUGCAUGCUGCUGCUGGACUGGAGUGGCAUAGUGGGAGUCAGCCGCGCCCUGCAUCUUGAAGUCUGUCCCUGCCACAGAUGAGUGGCCGCAGCAGCAGGGUGGGCAGUGGGCUUGGGUCUCGUCACUCUUGCACUGUGAGCAGCUUCUCGGAGUGUGGGAUCUGACUACAACGUGCCAGGCACACUCAGAAGCAGGUCAGCAGUAGCCUCUUCCUUGCUGCGCCACGCCCAUGGCUGGAGACAGAUUGCCCAGGGCACCAGACAGGGCACGUAGGCCCUGGCCUGCUCGUCCCGACGGGGCCCCGGCCCUGCAUCCUGCUGCACGGCCUUGCAGCACCCCGCAAUCACGUGCAUCGUGCUCGCCCCGCCUAUUUAUUUCAGCCUUUCGCUUCUAGGGCAUUUUGUGUUAGAGCAGUUGAAGUGAGGACCUCGGCCUGACGUCUGUCCUGCUGCAGAAGUACAGAGUUAAGGUCAGAAAGGCACAAUUAAAAGUUCCGUACUCGGUGUCUGCUACUCCACAUUGUGUGUGUGUGUGUGUGUGUGCGUGUGCGUGCGUGUGUGUGUGUGUGUGUGUGCGUGGUGUUGAGCCUUCCCUCCGCAGCACUCCUGUCACCCGAAGCUCGAGCUGAGUUCCUUGAGUGCGGCCCACGCCUCACAGUUCUGCAUUGCAUCAUGGGGAUGGGAGGCAGGCAGCCAGCCCCCACGGGGACAGUGCACACAGUGUCCCAAAACUGAGUGGCUGGGAAACACCAAAGCUGCAGGCGGUGCUGGGGGAGCAGUAGAGCAGGGACUCCGCGGCCUGCCCGGCAGCUGCAGUGUGCGUGCUGGCUGUGACGUCUUGUCACGGGUUUGUGGUAGCUCACCGUGGCAGCAGCCCCGAAGACCAGCUGGUGCUUUUGAUCGGGCAGAACGACUGCCCAUACGGAACGUUUAACAGCACUAACCGCCACGCGUGGCUUCCUGUUGCCGGGCAGCUCUUCCUACGUGUUCCAAGUAAAGUCUGUGACGGGAGCCAUCACUUGCCGUGCCUUUGUCGCUCUGUGUCCCACCCGCGCCCUCCCUGCCUGACAGGUGGGGCCUCUUCUGUGUGGCAGCUUCAGCUCACAGGUGUGAGGAUGCAGAUCCCCCAUCCUGUCCCCGAUUUCCUGGUGGGAGCCACUCGUAGCCUGCUCCAGGACUGGAGGUGUGGCUCAAGUGGCAGAGUGCCUAUCUAGCAAGGGCCAGGGCCUGAGUUCAAACCCCAGCAUGUUCCUCUGGUUCAGUUGGCCUGGGGGGGGCGGAGGUGGGGAGGAAGUAUGGCCUGCUACACCAACUGCCACGUGCCUCUGGGGACUUGGUUUCCUUCAUGGGGUCUUUUGGGAUGGGUUUAGAACUAUUUGACAGGGCUGUCUUCGAACCACAGUCCUCCUGAUCUCUGCCUCCUGAGUAGCUAGGAUCACAGGCGUGAACCACCAGCACCUGCCUUCAUGGGGUUGUCGUCUGUUGAGUUGAAAUUCACGUAAAAUUAACCAGAUGUUUGGGUUUGUUGUUUUGAGACACGUUUCACUGUGUUACUCAGGCUGACCUUGAACUCCCGGGCUCAAGCAAUCCUCCCACCUCAGCCUCACUAGUAGCUGGGACCACAGGGGUCGCCCCCAUGCCUGCCAUUAACGGUUUCCGUGUGGACCGGUGCAGUACAGUCGGGACUCCUUACCUGCUGCCC